AUGCCAGUGGCCGUGUCCCAGCAGGAGCAGUCCGUGGAUGUCCCGAUGGUUUCCUUUGAGAAUUUUGCCGUCUGCUAUCGCCAGAAUGUGCACAAGCAGUCCCAGCGGAAACGCCUGGAACACCGUCUCCAUGCUACCAAGGUUUCCAUUGCCGUUUCCGCACGUUUGACGCGCAUUGGUGCCGCGGUUCAGCGUGGAAUGGUCGAAAGUCUGAAACAGGAUGAUAAGAUAAACUUUGUCAACCUCUACAACACCCUCCAUGAGCUCCAGGAAUCCUGUGAGUCUGCCACCCGGCGUCCCUUUCACCACCGGCAGGAUCCGUUGUUGGAAGAUGCCGCUGCCGUUGGCGAUUUGGAUUCCGUCUUGGACCGUUCCCCGGAUUUCUUCCGACAGUUGAGUCCGCAGUCCCAGACCGAUCUGCUUGACAUUCUACACUCCGUCCGUACGGAUCCCGAGUUUCUAUUUGAUCGACUGCGCAGCUUGACUGCUACGCAACUGGCCACCCUGGUGUCGUCUGCCACGACGUUGGAGGCCCAUGAUCCGUUAUUGCCCUCGAAUCCCCGAACUCGAACCUACCCGUUUGCUUCCUCUGCUUCUGCUACUUCUUCUGCUUCUUCUUUUACUUCUAAGCGCGUUUCUUCUGGAUCCCCCUUCCAAGACCAUGCCUUGGCAUGCGAGAGAACGGACGCGCUUGCGACGCUCUUGUUUAAUACGUUCGCAGCGCCCUUGGAUGCAGGUUCGCCGGAAGCGCGCUUGCGCGUGGAUGUGUGGUCCAGUGUCUGCGCCAAAUUGAUAACCCAUGGUGGCAACCGUUAUUAUCCGCUGGUCGGUCAUAUUUUGUCUGCAUGGGCCCUUUGCAGCGACUGGAAGGCUCGGCCCCAGUUCGAAUUGUACCUGAUGGAUAUUCUACAAACCGGUGCCUUUUUGUUGGAACAUAUAGACGCGCCAGCCGGUGUGGAUGCAGAGCCUAUAGACCCCCUGAAGACUAAUGUGGCCGAGGAAUUUUUUGCUUCUGCUGUGAACUCCCUAUUCAAUCUUCUGGAUGAUUCAGAUGCCGGGUUGCCCCAUUCCAUCAUGGAACUUGGCAGUGCUAUUCUGCAGAAACUGGGCCACACUGACUUACGCAACCGUUUUAUGGAGUAUCUCUUUGUCCAUUGGUUUUUCUCCAAAUUUCUUUACGGCGCCUUAGCUUAUCCGGAGGCUCAUGGUCUUCUACUCGAUUUCCAUAUCCGAAAAGAUGCACGAGAAAAGUUGUUGGGCCAGGUCGGAUUACGAGCUUAUUCGCAGGUGUUUACCGUACUCCGGUCAGCGCACCAUUCCGCGUUUCCUCUUCCCAUGGUUCGGCAGCAUGUUGACAGCAUGUUUCAUCGAUUCCAAAGCGUGGCUUCCAACGUUAAACUGGCGUCGAAUGACAAAUGCUCCCCACCAGCCCCCGAAAAAGUACGCCAGUCGUCUUCAGUGUUCCUUAUGUUGUCAGCCACAGAUGUCCUAUCCCUUCUGAACGUCCUCUUCCCCAGAGCACACACUCCCGUGUAUCAGCCUUCAACCCCGUCUAUUGGGUCGCCUCUCAGCUCCUCGCCCAACGGUCUUGGCGCUCAACCUGGCUUCUUCCGAUCUAGAGUGGAUCCCAGUACAGCUAGGGAAUCUACCAAUAACAAUUCAAUAUUUUCUACAGAUGCUGAAUUCCUGUCGCUUCCAGAUAAGAGUCUCGCUCAAGCGGCGGACCGGAUCCGCUUCGAGCUAUCGGACUUACUCGAGCCACAUGAGCACCGCGCUAACUUGGAGCAUCCUUCCAAUGAAGACUGGACUAUUUUCUCCGUCCCCUCGGAUGGAAAGCGCUUGACCUGGGGUCUCUUUUCGGACCAUUCACCCAGCACUGGUUCCGAUGUUUCAUCCAAUGAUGGUAUACAAUCCACCGCAUGGGGGGUAGAGAAGAACUACGAAGCACUGCAGACGGCCAUUGUGAAGCUUGUCAAAGAAGGUCAUACUGGUGAUUAUCCGGACCACGACUACCAGGACUUUUCUUCGAUAGCCAGUCAGUCCCUCGAACAACGGUUCGAUCAAGCGAUGACAAACUGCAACGAUGAUUCUGAUUUCAUCGGCGCGCAUUACUGGUGGAAUGCCAGUCGACAACUUGCCCGCAAAGUCGCCAGUCCCCAGGCCCAUUCCGCUGAUGACUCGUGGAUACUCCAUCCAAUGCAUGCUUCCUGUGCCCGCUCGCUGCAGAGAGCGAAUACUGUCAUCGAGCGCUGCGAAAGAGACUUUGUGGCUCUGGAUCGCAAAAUGCAGCGGCUGCAGAGGGUCGUCAAGGAUACCAUGACCACCGUCACCAAGCUCCGCAACAAAAUGUGGUACAUGACAGAUGUGAAGAACUCUAUGCGGUACGAGGACGCUAAAAAUGUCGCACUGGCGCUCAAGACGAUGAUCUAUUCCGCGCGUCUUUACAAGAAAGCGCCCACAGAGUCGCGAUCCCGCGGCACAAGAUCGUUUGGUGGAUCGCUACUGCAGAAGCCCGAGUUACAGGUGAUGGAUGUUAUCAAGGCUGCCAGCAGCCAGGGCGGCCCGAACAAACUGUCAGAUGAGCAGGUGGAAUUGACCCGCAAGUGGUUGUCUCAUAGCAACAUCGAUAACUUCUGCAGAGGUGAAGAACGCAUCCAUCGGUUCUGCUACGAAGUCAAGACCAGCAUCAACCGUCUCGUUGGCGAGACCAUGUCCGAGACCCCGGUCUUAUGGUCUAGCGAGCUUUUUCAGAAAGAGCGAGCAAAAUUCGAAGGUCCUCCUGCGCCGCGGAACUUUUUAGGCCUCUCAAAUCCCAGCAUACGGCCGUUUGGCGUUUCCAGCGAAGAUUCUGGUUACCAUUCAACAUCCGUUGGAAGCGGCAACCCGCGUCCGUCGGCGUCCGUCUCAAAGCUCUCUCAGGAUAUUCCAGCACUUCAGAGUCUCUUCUCCGACAAAUGGAAAUCCUCCAGAGAUUCGUCGGUCGCGGACACGUCAUCUAUUAUUGGAGACUCGCCAGGGAAGACUGCCUCAACCACGACUGGCGAUUCUUGUAGCACAUUCUGGUCUUCGCCUCAGCCACCCACGCACUACGCAGCCAGCGCAUCGAGUCUAUAUUCUCGUCCGCCUUCGAUGCUCAGCGACACCGUCUCACAACCACCACGCCGUCGUGAACGCAACAAGGCCCAUGAGAAGACAGUGUUUCUGGACGGGCUGAAGCAAACACUCACUAGUCUUCUUCUGAGCGACCUUGGAUCUCCGGUGUGGAGCUGCGGAAGCGAGACAGAUGCCUGGUUCGGCAAUGCGCUCGACAAAGAGCGCAUUCAGAUGCAGAUGGAAAAGCGUGCGCGUGUUCAGCGAUUCUACGACGAAUAUGAUGAGCGAUCCAGUCGGCCUUCUCUCUCUCGCACACCAACUGUCCUUCGGAAGAGCAGAUCCCUCGAGCAGCCUCGAGAGGCCGGACGACAUCCGGGUACCGCCACGGAGGAAUCUUCGACGGCAGCGACGGUCGGGGAUCAACUGCCACCGUUCUCGUACGAAACGGUAUUCCGUCGGUUAAUUGACGUCUUCUCACGCCACGGAAAUCCGUUCGUCAAGUUACAGGCGCUGCGGGAUCUUCGAGCCAUGGUUAUUGCGUCACUCAACACUUCGCACGAUGACCAAUUAAGUGAACAUGCGCGCGAAGAGCCCACAGGGCCAAGAAGGUCGAACCGCUAUAGCAUCUCUGGACCGAGGAAUGACCAAAAGGCUCAAGAGGAUGACGUUCAGACCCCAACCACUCCUGCCCCCGAGUCAGUUGUCUUUGACUCACGGCCAUCAGACUAUACAGCAGGUCCCACUGAAAAUCAGAUUGUGGAUGCUUUACGGAGCUUGAUCCUGGAAAUGAAGCCCAAGACUAUCUUCCGGGACUUGCAGUUCAUCUCCGCGUUUGUCCCUGGAGACACACUGAACAAGACUGACAGUGGAACAGCAUUCGUGCAAUUUGGUCUUGCUGCACUGAGCCUGAAAGAUGAAGUGUGCAACAGCAUGGUCGAGAUCGCGGAUGAGAUCGUAUCUAACGAACUUACUCGCCGCCACCUGCCGCAAGGAUCUGACUCUCACCGCAGACCGGGCCAUGCCAUCGAAGAUGCUGCGGGAAUGUGGAUCAUCACCGCCAAAGAGGGCAAUCCCGUCGCUCAGCGCGAGCUUGCCAUUCUUUACUUGACCCAUCCCGAGCUUCUUCCUCGAAUCACUCUACCGCUGACCCUACCGAGAGAUACCUUCAAGGCAGAGAUGAUGUAUCAUCGUGAUGAAGACUCAAAGUCUGACCCACAGAGUAUGUGUUUGGCACUGCACUGGAUGCAGCUGUCGGCCAAUGGAGGUGAUGAGCUUGCAAGGAAUCGACUCCGUGAAAGGGAGGAGUUUGAGUCGAUUGCUUGA
Molecule: messenger RNA, 4416 nt
Organism: Aspergillus ruber CBS 135680
Lineage: Eukaryota; Fungi; Ascomycota; Eurotiomycetes; Eurotiales; Aspergillaceae
Exons: 3
Coding region: 1-4416 (1471 amino acids)
Source: RefSeq, a predicted model, not a curated record